AUGCCUCUUCUAAGAACUUGUCGACUUCCAUUUAAUAUUUAUCGUGAAAUUCAAGAAGAAUUAGAUAAAGAUUCGUCAGUACCACUAAUGAGUUUACCAAAUUUAACAAAUACAAAUCAUCUUCGUACAUUGACUAUUGGUAUGCACACAUCACGUUUUCUCGAACGUUUAUUAUCGUGUAUACCAUUUAUCGAGAGUCUUUCUAUUGGCGUGAAUGAUCCAUGGAUCAAUGAGGGCGAUAGUUUUGACAUAAACUCACUACCUGCCGCCAUCGAUGGCCGUCACCUUUUGUAUCUGUCUCGUCUGAGUAUAAAUUGUGCAAAUAACAUUAGUUUUCAUCGAAUUAUUGCGCUUUUAUCAAGUGUGUUUGGUCAACUUACGAUUAGUCAUCUGUCAAUAAAAUUAGAAGUAUUUACAUUAAAUUCUGGUCCAUUGAUUAUAUCAGGUGACAUUAUUCAGCAAUUAUGUAUCGAUCGUCUCAAACCAUCGGCAACCUAUAUUCUUAAUCUAUUGUUAUAUGUUCAGUACGACUUGGAAGAAAAAAUAAUUUUCAAUUCAUUUUCAAAAUGUCCAUUUACUAAUCGGCAACAACCAAGGGUGUUUAUCCAAGAAAGGGAUAAUUUUGAUAUACGUCAUAAUUAUCAUUGUUUCAUGACCUGGAAAAAUCUUGUCAAACGUCAGUUAAUGCAGUAG
Messenger RNA from Didymodactylos carnosus, 693 nucleotides. Lineage: Eukaryota; Metazoa; Rotifera; Eurotatoria; Philodinida; Philodinidae. The record is from the annotation of a GenBank genome assembly.